This is a messenger RNA of Cantharellus anzutake, 904 nucleotides long. RefSeq names its product ribosomal protein S16-domain-containing protein. NCBI's taxonomy places the organism in Eukaryota, Fungi, Basidiomycota, Agaricomycetes, Cantharellales, Hydnaceae. The transcript is spliced from 2 exons. Gene Ontology annotation, cellular component: ribosome; mitochondrial small ribosomal subunit. Gene Ontology annotation, molecular function: structural constituent of ribosome. Gene Ontology annotation, biological process: mitochondrial translation. The coding region runs from base 294 to 755 and encodes 153 amino acids. The record is from RefSeq and is a predicted model, not a curated record.
CUCACACUCUUUGUGCCGCAAAAACUACCAGGCUACAAUUGUUAUGAGGGUGCCCCUCAAACUGGAUGGCCGAGCUUGCAUUUGGAUCCGAUGAAGUCCCACGGGGUGACGAUUUCUCACGGGGCAAUUCACAACGCGCUUUCCCACGGACAAAAAAAACGAACCCCCUCUGUAAACAAACGCCUCGCAAGCUCGGCCAAUCGAUCCCUACACGUUAACCUUCCCAACCGCUUACUGCAUUUCUUCCCAAGUCCCGAGGGAAAUCUGGAAAAGAAAAGGAAAAGGAAAAAAGAAUGCCGGUUCGGAUACGUCUUGCCCGUCCACCUCAACGUACGAAGCUCACAACACAUUACAACAUCGUUGCCAUCGACGGUCGUAAACGUCGAGACGCAAAACCGUUAGAAGUGUUGGGUGUUUACGACCCGAAGCCUAGGAUACCUGAGGAGGUGCUUAGGAGACCUUGGAGAGUUGAGGAUGAGCUUCCUGGGAGGAGGAAGGCGCCGGAGUUGGAGAAGGCGAUGAUGAGGAUGGAGAAGAGAGUGGAGUGGAGUGCUGAGAGGAUCAGUUAUUGGUUGAGUGUGGGGGCUCAGCCUAGUAAGACUAUUGAGGAGUUAUUGGAGAAGGGAGGAUUGAUUCCUGCGAAGCCGAAGCCUCAACGGUCGCCUACGCUACAGCUAUCCUCACUUGCCAGGUCCAUCGGGGAAGAACCAGGGGCUGCAUCACCGCCGUCGACUGGAACAGGACCUCAUCCCUAAUCGUUCUGGCUAUGGACGUACAUAUUCACUGCUUCUCGCAUCCAACAUCAUAUUUCACUUCUUCUGCCGUGAACCAAGUUCCACAAUGUAUCCAUUGGCACCAACCAUAGGUGCCAGAAGAAAUGCAACCCCAGAAAGUAAAGCAUGCA